Molecule: messenger RNA, 882 nt
Organism: Psilocybe cubensis
Lineage: Eukaryota; Fungi; Basidiomycota; Agaricomycetes; Agaricales; Agrocybaceae
Exons: 13
Coding region: 1-882 (293 amino acids)
Biological process (GO): transmembrane transport; nitrite transport
Cellular component (GO): membrane
Molecular function (GO): high-affinity secondary active nitrite transmembrane transporter activity
Source: RefSeq, a predicted model, not a curated record
AUGGCGUAUGAUACACCAUCUACAAUGAAGCCAGAAGAGGUCGCUGCAUUUAUGGUGCGGGCUGGGGUUAAGAAACACCAAGAUCGUUUUGCCGCUGUAUUCCUCAAGGCCUUUAUGGCUGGUGCGAUGCUGUCAUUUGGAGGAUUACUCUCCGAAGUAUUGCAGGGAGGAGCAGGGGGUCUUACCUCCUCUAAUCCUGGCAUAGUGAAAGUUCUUGGGGGAUUUGUAUUUCCUGUGGGUUUGGUGAUGAUUGUUCUCCAAGGUCAAGAACUUCUGACUAGUAACAUGAUGGUCUUCCCUAUGGCAUUGGCUAAGCGCGCUAUUCCGUGGUGGAGUUUGCCCGUUAACUGGAUCAUUGUAUUUUUCGGUAAUCUUGCAGGAAGCCUUUUCUUUGCCGCCAUCCUUGUGCACUACAGUGGAAUCGUCUCUGUUGAUCCAUAUGCGACGUUUAUCAAAACCUUCGCGAUUCACAAAGCCCAUGACCCACAGUGGCAUCAAAUAUUCUUGCGAGGCAUUGGAUGCAACUGGCUCGUCUCGGUAGCUGUCUGGCAAGCCGCUGGCGCAAAAGAUACGAUUUCCAAGGUUUUCGCGAUUUGGAUCCCUAUAUGGAUUUUCGUGGCUUGCGGAUUUGACCACGUUGUUGCUAACAUGUUUUCAGUACCACUCGGAAUCAUGUUUGGAGCACCGCUUACGGUGAACCAAUACAUCAAAAAGUCUCUUAUUGCCUCCCUCAUUGGAAACAUCAUCGGUGCGCUCUUUGUAGCCCUUCCAGCAGUUUAUUCCUACCUUGGGGAUGACCAACUCGCCGCCGCGGAAAAUGGAGAAAUGAAUGACCGCAGUUCAGCAUCGAGCCACGGAGCGGAGAAAGAUCGCAAAGAAUAA